This is a messenger RNA of Schizophyllum commune H4-8, 2140 nucleotides long. RefSeq lists its product as uncharacterized. Bases 105 to 1808 code for a protein of 567 amino acids. Gene Ontology annotation, molecular function: protein binding. The record is from RefSeq and is a predicted model, not a curated record. The transcript has 3 exons. Lineage: Eukaryota; Fungi; Basidiomycota; Agaricomycetes; Agaricales; Schizophyllaceae.
CGCAUAUCCACCGUCAAUGGUUGAUUCCACAUACAUAAGGACUACCCCCGCGCCUCUGGCUCAACAUCAACUUCCUCCUUGACGCUGGCGCGUCAGAUCCGAGCAUGUCAUACUAUAGUUAUGGUUCACCAACUGCGCCUUAUUAUCCAGCGCUGGCGCAGGAUCUGAGGAUGACGGAAAACCAGCAGGAAUACUACCAACCGAAUCCGCCCUUCAAUGCAUACUCUGCGCAGCCAGGUUCUUCCUACAUCGGGCCCUACGACAGGACGUCGCACGCCGCUUCGUAUGGCUCGCAAUUUCGGGAACAGACGAAUAGCUUGUCACACUCAAGCACUCGGUGGCAGCAAGCGCCCUAUCAGACCACGUAUCCUGCGUCGCAGGAUGUUCGAACGUGGGGUCCUCCCUAUUCGAGAAGCUCUGUCUAUACUGGCUAUACAUCUCCCGUCCGUGCCUCAGUAACUCGCAUCAACGAACUUCCUCCCGAGCUGUUAUCGCACAUCUUCCUCGAGACUCUGCCGGUACAGUUAUGCGAUGCAAGGCCUCACAACCGUGCCGCUCCGUUGAUACUCAGCCACGUCUGCCGGUACUGGAGAGACAUCGCCAUCAGCCUCCCGAGCUUAUGGCAACGACUCUGCUUGACUGGCUGUCAGAGCAGGCGGAAUCAUCGCCGCUUGCGGCUGGCGCAAACCUACAUGGAUAGGGUUCGAGGCACGGGUUUGGUCGUCAACUAUUCUGACGUUGAGGCCAGCGACGUGAUCUUUCGCCAUUGGGACGUCGUGGUCUGUGGUCAAGGCCUUACAUUUGCGCCAGCGGCAGACCGCUGCUACUGCGCUUUGGAUCUUCUUAUCUCUCGCAUCUCUGAAGUACGCGUCCUUGAACUUAUCAUUGGACAAGCGUCGACCUUGCGACUCUCGUCGGUCCCGCCGGCUGCCGCCGCUGCAUUACGGAAUCUUGUCGUACGGUUUUUGGAGGGUGGGGAGACGACACAAAUGCUUUCCCGGCUGUACACCGACUCGCCCAGUAUCACUCAGUUUACAUGGGCGAAUUUUCACGAUGUCUGUCUUCCACGGCCACCGAUAGCGGUACCUUGGUCGCAGCUCACCUCUGCACAUAUCGACGACUGUGUAUUGACCCACAGUGCAUUUCUCUCCAUCAUGGAGAAUGGACAGCGCCUUAGCGAUGUACGCGUGCGCCUGGGCCGCGAUAAUUCACCCCCUCCACACGGUCGAGCCCAGGUCCGCCAGGCCAAAGUGGCGACUCUGACUAUCUAUGGGAACGAGCCGCUCGACGUCGUCCUCAGCAAUCUCCAACUCCCGUCCCUUCGUACGCUUUCGCUCAGAUCCGAUACCAACGACAUAACAGUAUGGCCAUGCGCUGAUACUCGAACGUUGCAGCAGUUCAUCGCCCAUGUAUCCCCCGCACUCGAUUCCUUCAAGGUGUCGCGCGCGGAGAAUGUAACGGAACAAGACCUCGUCGUUCUACUGGAGCUGCCUCAGAUGUCCACGCUCAAGUCACUGAGUGUCUAUGGGCCUUGCGUUCGGGAUGAGUUCUUCGCUCGCUUGCAUCCGGGGCACGGCGCGCCUCUCGCGCCUCAUCUGACGAUGCUGGCCAUUGGGAGGUGUACGACCACUGACGGCAUCAUCGCCGAUAUGAUACAGUCACGUCGCACGUACGGAUAUCCUCUGCAACACGCUGAUAUCACCUUCAAUCGGGACCAGCGAGAUCUUCACGCUCGGGAUACAGCAGAAUUCCGAGAUCUAGAGAAAUGUGGCAUGUUCGUCAGGGGAUCCUACAGUACAUACGCCUAAUCCAGGUAUACGAUAAUCAUAAUCGUAAGGGACAUUAUUGUUGUUAAGGAUGUCAUCGGCCAAUCUCCACUGCAGACGCAUUAUGAGUCGCGACACACCUCACCGCGUGCAGCUACGAAUAAUAGAUACACUAUCAUUGCACUGAGAUUGUCCAGUCCGAAGUCGUGGCCGAUUCCAAGGUGACCCGUAGAUGCUCCGCUCGAUUGUCACGAUACCACGGAUCGUUAGACACGAUGGUAGUCAUGCCACGAGGCUCGUGCUUGUUGACAGUCCGCAGGAAACUAUAGUAGCUCUGUUCAUCUUGCCAAAGAUGAUGUGCCAUGCCUGGAGAG